AUGGCGACUACAACGAGUCCUCAUUCUGGUGAGAAUGAGGAGGAUCCUGCAUCCCUGAAUGAAUUUAAAUAUUCCCAGGAUGACGAUCAUCAUGAGAAUCACCAUGAGAAUCCCACGCAAGAUCCCUCCGCAGACAAAGCACUGCCCAUGCAAAAGAGGCGGCGCGUCGGUCGCGCAUGUGAUGAAUGUCGCAGAAAAAAGAUCAAGUGCGAUGGCAAGCAGCCGUGCACCCAUUGCACAGUCUAUAGUUAUGAGUGCUCGUACGACCAACCUUCUAAUCGCCGCCGGAAUCCUGCCCCACAAUACGUCGAAGCCCUUGAGAAUCGCCUCCAAAAGGCCGAGGCCCUACUUCGCACCGUUCUCCCAAAUGUUAACCUCGAUGACCCGCAACUAGAUGUGCUUGCGACAGGAAAGCGAUUUGCCGCCCAGAGGGAGAACAAGGCGACCGAGGAUGCCAAACUGUCCACCGAACAAGUUGACAUGGCGCCAGAAGCGGCAGAUGAAGGAUUGCUCGAAACCAUGGUCGAUAAUUCAGGCUGCUUGGAUCGGGAUGACCAGGGCCAUUGGGAUUAUCAUGGACAUACAUCCGGCGUUCUCUUUGUCCGCCGAUUACGCAAACACCUGGGCACUGCAGAUAUCACAAUCCCGAUGGCACGAUCGCGCUCCUCUAUCACCGCUCAUAUGCUCGAUAGCCCAAAGUCCAUGUCCGAGUCACCUCAGGACACAACUUUGCCUCCUACCCAUGAUCUGCCUCCCCGAGUAGUCGCUCGCCGGUUGUGUCAUAAUGCGAUCGAUCAUGCGUGCUCUUUGAUGCGAUUUGUCCAUGAGCCCUCGUUUUUCGCAGAUCUGGAGCGGAUUUAUGACACGCCCCCGGAACAAUUCACCAACGAAGAAAACUCUUUUUUGCCGCUCUUAUAUAUUGUCAUCGCUGUUGGCUGCUUGUUCUCAGAUGACGGGUCGGGGCAGGGUACCCUGGAUCUGGCUGGCUACGAAGGAGCAAUAGGUCAAGGGUUCCAAUUCUUUAAGGCCGGACGGCAGCUUCUGGAGAUUACUGACUGUCGUGAUUUGACCUCUCUCCAAGCAAUCUGUUUCAUGGUCUUAUUCCUCCAGUCUUCGGCAAAAUUGAGCACAUGCUAUUCAUAUGUGGGAAUUGCGCUUCGUUCAGCUCUGAGAUUAGGUCUGCAUCGCUCUGUCGCCGCAGAUUUCAAUCCUAUUGAGCGAGAACUUCGAAAGCGCAUCUUCUGGGUGGUCCGCAAGAUGGAUGUCUAUGUGAGCACGCUUCUAGGUCUCCCUCAGAUUCUGAGUGACGAUGAUAUCGAUCAAGAGUAUCCAAUGGAGGUUGAUGGUGAUUUCAUUACAUCGGAAGGAAUCACUCAGCCACCAUCCAACUAUACACCGCUGAUGGCUGGAUGCAAUGCACACACCCGUCUUUCCAAUAUCAUUUUGAAGGUCGUGAAAUAUAUCUACCCGGUCAAGAAUGCUCGUUAUCGCUCCAAAUCAGACCAGCGAUACAUGGUCAGCCACUCUAAAAUCCGCGAGAUUGAGCGAGAUCUGCAGAAUUGGAUGGAGGAACUACCCCCGGCCUUGCGACCGGGCACAGAAGUAUCGCCACAAUUAGAACGUAUCCGACAAUUGCUACGCAUAAGCUACGCCCACGUGCAGAUGGUCAUGUACCGCCCGUUCCUCCACUAUGUCUCCGGCGGUUCCCAGGCACAUGGUGUAGACAAGCGCUCGUAUGCCUGCGCAGCUGCCUGCGUUAGUGUUUCGCGAAACAUCGUCCACAUCACGACCGGGAUGCAAAAAAGAGGACUACUCAAUGGAUCCUUCUGGUUCACUAUGUACACGACCUAUUUCGCUAUUCUCUCCUUGAUCUUCUUCGUCCUUGAGAAUCCCGAUUCACCAACAGCGAAAGAUGGUGUUUUGAAAGAUGCUAUGGAGGGCAAGAAUACGUUGGCCGGCUUAGCCAAGAAGAGUCUUGCUGCUGAUCGUUGUUCUCAGAGCUUAUUCUGCCUCUUCAAGACGCUACCUGAGAUGUUGAAAAAUCGACAGAGCUCUAAGGCUCAAGUCAGCCUCAAGCGACCUGCACCUUCUAACACUGCUGAGCCUGAGCUGAAGCCUUCGUUCGAGAAGUCCAUGCCACAGCGGUCUGGCACUUUCCCAGUGCAACCAAGUACCCAGCCAUCUGCAAAGGACGGUCGGAACCGCCGACAGCAAAGUCUGGACAAUGUCCAGCCCGCCAGCAAUCUUCAUGCCGAUACCACUCACCAAUCGACAUGGGUCUCAAGCACACCCGAGCUGCUGACGGAAACUAUGACAACCCCGGAACACAUAUCCUCCAGCGGCAUGACACCCUCUAUGCCCAAUCAAGAGCCACCAAGCCUAGCAUGGGCCCAACAAUUCACCAACCCGUCCAAUCUCCCAGACCUCAUGCCGAUGAUGUUCCCUUCUGACGAUCCGUUUGCGUACCCAACACAGCCUAUGUCCACCUUGGAGGAUGACCACUUCCGACACGACCGCACAGGACUAUCAUCGCAGUAUCCUUUCGACUCAACACCAGGCAUGGGACCGGCUACGCCGGGCGACCCCUCCAGCGCGGGAGUAUCCACUCCAUCCUUUGAUUUUACAAAUCUCCCGAAUUUCCCCGUCGCCAACACCCCUGGAAUCAAGUCUUCAGUGCCAAGCCACCUCCGCGCCUCUCAUUCCCGAACUUCGUCCCGUGUCCACUCCCCAAUCUCUCAAAGCCAGACCCCAACCGAGGUGAUCAGCAGUCCAGACCUGGUCUCAAUCCCGAAUCAGAACUUCGUCUGGCAGGGGUAUAAUUUCCAGCCCAGCAAUCCGAGUAUGAUAGCUACUGAAUCCGUACCACAACAACCAGAGACGUCUGGUCAAAAUGGCUUGUCUGAUUUCAGUAUGGGCAUGGAUGAGAACAUAAACAUGAACGUGGACCUCGGGAUCUCUUUUGAUGAUUUGUUUGGCAACAAUGCCACUUAUCGACCCGGUAAUGGGGCAUCCGCCGAGGAUUGGUCCCAGUGGAUGAAUGCAAACAACCCUUAA
Messenger RNA from Penicillium paradoxum, 3054 nucleotides. RefSeq names its product putative C6 transcription factor (Mut3). Gene Ontology annotation, molecular function: DNA-binding transcription factor activity, RNA polymerase II-specific; zinc ion binding; sequence-specific DNA binding. The record is from RefSeq and is a predicted model, not a curated record. NCBI's taxonomy places the organism in Eukaryota, Fungi, Ascomycota, Eurotiomycetes, Eurotiales, Aspergillaceae. Gene Ontology annotation, biological process: positive regulation of transcription by RNA polymerase II; DNA-templated transcription. Gene Ontology annotation, cellular component: nucleus. Bases 1 to 3054 code for a protein of 1017 amino acids. The transcript is spliced from 5 exons.